Messenger RNA from Macrosteles quadrilineatus (aster leafhopper), 756 nucleotides. RefSeq lists its product as uncharacterized. NCBI's taxonomy places the organism in Eukaryota, Metazoa, Arthropoda, Insecta, Hemiptera, Cicadellidae. The transcript has 6 exons. The record is from RefSeq and is a predicted model, not a curated record. Bases 146 to 691 code for a protein of 181 amino acids.
AUGAUUACAUUGAAGACGUCUACAGACAAUAGCAGAUCUGGCGAGACUCAAUCCUCAUCAAGCCUCUUCAAUGACGUCAUAGUCUCGCGAUAUACAGUAUAAGACGAGAUGCUGCGAGAACCCUCGCCACUUUGUACAGGACACUAUGACUAUCUUCCUACCUGUAGCGGCUCUGCUUGUAACCCUAGGCUGUGUGUUCGGUGCUGGGGAUGUACCAAAAUGUGAUAAGGCCAUAACAUCCAAGAUGAUAAAAGCAACUGACAUCAUACCUACGAUCCAGAAAAACGGACAGUACUCUUACGUGGUUGUCUCUUCGGACGAAGCCAAGGUCCUCGGCAUAAAAGUCAAGUGUAUUGGAAUCAAAAUGGCUAACCCAUCAACUGUACAAGUCAAUUACAAACUUUCCAGUUUGCUACCAUCGCAAUUCACAUUCCCUGUUAGAGAAGAAGAAGGAGUUCUCAUACAAAAGGACAGCAAGGAGUACAAACUGUACGUAAUGUACAUGGGUGACGGAGUCAUCUUCACCUACCGUUGCUGUGAUACUUGUACAUCCACGAAACCCAAUGUUGGAAUAGCAGUAGCCAACAAAUUGCAGUACACACCUGCCACGAAAUCGGCGCUGAAGACUGCCAAAGAAAAGAUGAACGAACUAAACUUGGGAUCGGACGUUACUACUUUGCCUUACUGUUAAUGAACUUCCUUUCUGUAUACAAACACUUCUGACAUAAGCGAUUGAAAAUAUAUUGAUUUUUGUUA